Molecule: messenger RNA, 468 nt
Organism: Fusarium sp. VM40
Lineage: Eukaryota; Fungi; Ascomycota; Sordariomycetes; Hypocreales; Nectriaceae
Source: the annotation of a GenBank genome assembly
AUGGAUUCAACUUUGGACCAGGACGGGGACACAAUCAUGACGGACGCCCCUCCGCUGUCGCCCCCGUUAACGCCUCCCGCUGACCCAUGGAGCGAUACUGGAUUCAAUUUCGGCACUGUGGUACGAAAUCCGCGCUUCAACCCGCCUCCUGUUGCUUCUUCGUCGCCGGAUGGAGACAACAGUCAACCUGACUUUCCGCAACCUCGUCCCAGGGCACCACGCCGACUGGGCAUAAGCGUGGACAAAAAACAUUCCGGGGCUACUGCCGAUACUGCCCGACAGUCUGGGAGUAGACGGCCCCGAGGUGUAGAGACCGGAAAUUCCGAUGUGUCUCGCCAGGGCAAUGCCAGAUGGAUGGUUGACCUGCCAGGACGAAGUCAGCAAUCUGAUCAACAGAAAUGGUCGGACAAUUUGGGUGAGCAGAUGACAUCCAAAAGACAGGUCAGACAGCGGAGAGGAGGAGGAUGA